AUGGCGCUGGCCAGCGUGGUUGUAGCCUUUUUAACAAGCCGAUUUAUUUUGCACAUUCCAAGUGAAGAGAGAGACAACGCAAUCAGAGUGUGUUUUCAGAUUGAACUUGCCCAUUGGUUUUAUUUGGAUUUCUACAUGCAAAACACACCAGGAUUACCUCAGUGUGGGAUAAGAGACUUUGCUAAAGCUGUCUUCAGUCACUGCCCUUUUUUACUGCCUCAAGGUGAAGAUGUACAAAAGGUUUUAGAUGAGUGGAAAGAAUACAAAAUGGGAGUGCCAACCUAUGGUGCAAUUAUUCUUGAUGAGACACUUGAAAAUGUUCUUUUGGUUCAGGGCUAUUUAGCAAAAUCUGGUUGGGGAUUUCCAAAAGGGAAAGUAAAUAAAGAAGAGGCACCUCAUGACUGUGCUGCUAGAGAGGUGCUUGAAGAAACUGGGUUUGACAUAAAAGAUUAUAUCUGCAAAGAGGACUACAUUGAGCUGCGAAUUAAUGAUCAGUUAGCACGGCUGUACAUCAUUCCAGGAGUUCCCAAGAACACAAAGUUCAACCCCAAAACUAGAAGGGAAAUUCGGAAUAUUGAGUGGUUUUCCAUCGACAAAUUACCAUGCCACAGAAAUGACAUGACCCCAAAGUCCAAGCUGGGUUUGGCACCUAACAAAUUUUUUAUGGCAAUUCCCUUCAUCAGGCCAUUGAGGGAAUGGAUUUCCCGAAGGAAUGGAGACUCCUCAGACAGUGACAAUGGUUUUUCAUCUACAGGGAGCACACCCUCUAAGCCCAAUUCGGAAAAACCUAGAUCCAAGCUUCGCUGUAGUCAACAGAUAUUUACAGAUGGCUUUUCAGGAGAGCAGCUGGUGAAGCCAAAACAGCCACAGAAGCCAUGUAAUCAUCCUGAGGUUUCUGAAGUUUUGAAAAUAAAGCAGCAAGGUCAGAGCCUAAAGAACAGUGGCAGAAAGCAAAAUCAAGACACUUCCAGCCUAAAGAAGCGAACAAAUGGACUGCACAGUCAACCAGUUAAACAAAACCAUACCUUGAAAUGUGAAAAAAGGCUUAAUCCAAGAAGACUUCAAGAUAACUUUGAAACAGAAGCAGCAUAUGAGAUGUGUUGCUCCAGCGAAGACCCACUGCCAGAACAUGUAGAGGGACAUUCUAUGGCAUGCAAUGGCCAUUACAAAUUUGCUUUUUCAUCAAGAGCUUUCUUGAGUUUCAAGUUUGACCAUGAUGCCAUAAUGAAAAGUUUUGACCUCUGACAGCAAACUUACUAGGAAUGAGAAUCAGACUUGCCUGUUGUAAUUGAGGGGGUUUCUUAUCCAGCCUUACUCUUUCUCAGGAGUUUUUUAUUUUGUUUUGUUUGUUUGUUUUUAAAUGCAAUGCAGGGACUGACUGCUGGUUUGGAAGGGUUUGUUCUCUUUGCAGUAUGGGAGUGGCAUAGUCAAGUGUUGCACUUUAAAUGCAGUCUAGCCUUUGUCCACAUAAGUACCUUUCCAAUGUUCAGUUCAUUUGUUCCUAGCUGUGCAUUAGAGGGCAUUCUUUUUACUUGUGGGGUUUUUAUUGUUUGGGUUUUUUUGUGAUUUUAAAUUUAUUUUAUUUUAACUUGCUGUGUUUUUUGUAGAAUGUCAUUCACUUUUUUUAACUGUUGGAGUAUACCAGCUUGCUAACCUUUUAACUGUUCUGAUGUAAAUUAUUGGACUUGUUAGUCAUUGUUUUGUAGAACAUUGCAAUAUUACGCAGUGGCAAUGAAACUAAUUCACAGAGGACACCUCAGUCCUAGUGAUUUUGAAACCAAGUUGCACAUUUCAAACCUAGCCUCAGCCUGUCAUCCUUUCUCUGUACUGAUUGUUUGCCCCAAAUACCUUCCCUCCUUCACACUGAUAGUUUUUGUUGGCUGGCAAUCACUAGUACUUGAGUUAAAUCUAUAGCAUGUUGACUUUUUGUACUUACUCUUCCUCGGUCCUUGAUAAUGACACUCAAACUGGGUAAAACAGCCCUUCAAAGUGUCUAACAGCUCUUGUGCACUGCCCACAGCUGCAUAAGAAGACGUUACAAAGCAGCUGCUUGCAAAAAAAGAGAAGCUAGAAGCUUAAACUUGUCUGUGAGAGGUUACUUGUAUAGAAUUUUACUGGAUGUAAAUAAGCCUCUGUAGAUCUCGCUGCGGAGGAAGGCAGGUGUGUGGAUAAUAGAGGCAUUGUGUGACACUGAACAGCUUAAUCAGGCUUCCAAUAACUAUUCCAAGGGUGUUCAGUAUUGUAUGCUGUGCUGUUGUCCUCAGAUCUCUUGUGUAGUGUAUCUGCUCUGUAUAUAUCCAGUAGUAUUGAAUUGCACUUGCAGUUAGCAUUUAAAUGAUCUAGCCUCAGUCAUUUUCAGCUACAGUGCUUUCUUAGGAAAAACAUGAAAAAUGGGGUGGGGCUGGAGGGGAGGAACAAAAAACCUGUAAGACUUGAGGUGAUGAGCUGUUACAUCACCUUCAAGUCAGUGGGUUUUGAGCACGUGCUGGAGUGGAGAGAAAUGCACUGAAAUAAUUUAUCACAGCAGCUUGUGAUAGCAAGCAUGUCUCAGAUUUAAAAAUGGACUUUUCUCUAGAAUAGAGGUAAUUGAUAACUUCAUAGGUUGAAUGAACUACACCCUUGUAGUGUAUGUACAUGCACUGAGUUUUUAUGCAACUCAUAUAUGUCAUCCAAAACCAAAAUCCUGGUCUUCCUUCAACCACCCUACUUCAUAGACCCUACCUAGUGUUUUCCUCAGAAAUAGCUUUAGAACUUUCUCCUGGUUUAUUCACCUGCCUGGCACCAGGUGAUUUGGAACUCUAAUGCUGUAAUAAUUUUGGCCAUAGGAGUGUUCAACUUCUGUAUCAGUCAACAGAAGAAAUGGACUACAGCAUUUCCUCCUUCUGGAGGAUAAGGGUUCUGAGGGCCUUGUUUUUCAAGACCAAAUUGUGAAAUAGCUCAAUCUAGCUUUGACUCACUUUUUUUAAAAUUUUUUUUUUCCUUAAACAUAUCCAAAGGCCAUACAAUGACAAAGAAGAGUAAUUGAGAAGGUAGGAUAAUGCUGGAGGAGGUUAUGUUAUUCAGCUUCAGGUGAAAACUAAUCUUUAGUUACUUUUUUGUGCUAUUUUAGUUGAUUUCCCAGCAAAAGUGCCUUUACUCAUGGUGAGGCAGAAGUUUGUAUCAUAUCCUGAGGCUGCUACUGCCUGUGGAGCUAACAGGACUCUCCUAAGGCAUAAUUAAAUAACAGGCUGUGGAAAUCUUAUAAAUAAGUUGACUUUUCAGAUAAAUUAGUUAUAAAUCAUUUAGUGCUCUGUGAAAUAAUGGGGAUGUUGAUGAAACAGUGAACUUGGAGCAUUUGUCGUCUGUUUGGGAAGUCCUGUCCCAGGCAAGAAGUCUUUGGAACAAUGGAAGCAUGUUCUAUGAACAGGAGAUGCUGGCUGCCCUCUGUUUACUGUGUCAUUUUUUUCUUCUUAGUGAAAGAUUGGUUCAGUAUAAGAGACAUUGGUUGCUUCAUUAAGCAACCCAAAGUGAAGCUUAUACAUAUGUCAUUGAUUUUAGUAAACCUAGCCUUAAUGUGAGUUGCAAAUAAAUGUGAUAAAUAUGCAAUAACUUCUUUGUAUAAGGGUACCGUUUCCUGUAGUAGCAUUGCUUUCUGCUUUCUUAGUAAGGUUUAUCCUAAACUAUGUAAGUGUGGUGGCAUGUGAUCCACUUGGUGGGCUCCAUCAUGCCCUGCACCGUGAACAUUUUGUUUACUGUUCUUUAUGUUAUUAUUUCAUCAUCCCUUUAUAAUUGUAUUUCUAAGUUUAGAAGUACUUGUUUACAUUAUCUUCCAUAAAACAGUGAAGAAAUAGCAAGUGAGAUACAGACUUCAGUUCUGUGAGUUUUUACUUUACAGGAGCUAGACACAGGGACAUGGGAACUGUUUGCAUGUCUGACUCAAGAGCUGGUGUCGAGAUACUUGAAAAACAAACACUGUCAAUUUGAGAAUGCUGCCAUGUUAGGGGUUAUUCAGAUAAUGAGCGGUCACUCAGUGUUCUUGGAAUGAACUUGCAGAGUAAACAAAUAUUUAGCAAAAAAAAACCCUACAGCUGUGUGGUGCUAGCAGUCUGGUACUGGUGUGCAGUUUCUAGUACUACGUCAACUGCCUGCUUUAGCAUGAGGUUUUUAGCAUCACUCCUCAGAAUAUGAAUCUAUACUUUGACCUUGGACUGAAGAGUGACCUGCCCAGUUAAGUGACUGAAGUGCUGCUGACUUCAGCUCCUUGAUGUACACCAAUCAUCCAGCUUUUGAAAGUAACUGUGUCUUGCAUAGUUUGAAGUCUGGCAACAGUGGUUCUGGAAAGGAGAGGGGGAAAUAGCUUUAUUUAUUGCACAAUCAAAGUAUUAUUUUUUAACACAAUGUAAAUUCUUUAGACCAAGCAUGCAUAAAUAGUUUCUAAUGAAAUUUUGGGCGUAAUCACUGUUCCAGGCUUCUGUGCUGUGCUCCAACCUUCCUGAACUAAUUUGGUGAUUUGAGAACAAUACUUAGUGAUUUUCUUUCACCUACCUGUGGCUGUUAGAGAUGUAACAGUUCCUUUUAAAAAUAAGGCAGGCUUCGGGUCUGGCUACUUCUAACAUACUUGCUCUCAGAUUGUAAUUUCAGGUAAGAACAUAGUUUUUGCAGCCUUUACUUAAUGUGGUGAUUUGCUUUUGCACUCAUGCCAUUACAGUGUGAAGAGCAAAGAGUCUACAUUAAGAAUCCCAGCUCCAAUAUCCUGUGGUGCAAGACAGCACUGCUGCUCCAGGGGUAACUGGCUGCCCAGUUGUGGUGUCAGUGGGCUGCUUAAUCCUCAGACACUUGGGGUUUUGUUACAAAUUCUGAGCAACAGGUUUUUCUUCCAGAGGUAAAGCCAGGUGCCUUUAUGUUUUAAGUUAGGCGGUUAUAUUCUAAAUGUGUUAGAAAGCUCAUAGUUAUUGAGAAUUAGUAGAACAGUCUCUCUUGUUGAUAUUAUUUCUGUAAAUAAAUUGAUUUUAAGUCUUGCACUGUAAAUGUUAAAUAAUCUGGUGCUUAAACACAACUUCAUAAUUUCAAAUUGUGUUGUUAUAAUAUUGCAGCUUUUGAAACAACCAAAAUUAUUUAAGAUAUGGUAAAUUUACACAAACUAACUGAAGGUGCUUUUACAGUAAAUUAGACUUAGAAACUCUUCCGUAAUAGGUUUUUGUUCAUAUGUAUUUAUAGCAAUAGUGUAGUUCAAGAAUGGAAGUAGGCUAAAUGCUAGUAUUUGCACUGUUCUUGAUCCCAUCUGUAAGCACUGAUAGAUGCAGUAGGAUUUGUGCUGUGUGUGCAUUUCACUUUUUCAUGUAGCUUGUGAACUUAAAAGGAAGUCAACAUUAAACAACAACAUUGGCCAUAUUCAAGAUUGUGCAGAGGAACUAUUCCAGAUUGGUAGCAGUACAAUAAAACAAAAUACUUGGGGUUUAACUUGUCUUUCCAUUGAAAAUGUUAGGUUCAGCAAGACUUAACUUUUUGUACAGAUUCAGCUUUACAGAAACCUUUAUCUUGAAGUUUCUGGGAAGUCAGAAUUGUCUUUGAGUCCUCCUUCAAUUCUUCCAGAAAAAAAGCACUUCCUUUUAAGUAACUGUUAACAUUUCACAAAGUACAGAAUGUUUAAAUUUGGAAAGGUCUCUAUGGAUUUUACUGAAAACAGUAUUUUGUCAUUUCUAAGCAUUUAUAUUGUUGAUCAGAAGAACUAGCUUCUUGUUUCCAGUAUGGGUUACAGUUCAGGGCCUUUAAUGAAAUGAUUACAGCUCAUGGAGCAUUAAUAAUUUUAAAACAAGGCAUUCAUAGCUUUUUAAGAAAACACAUCUUGCAAACAUAGUUCUCCAUGACAUGUUUCCAAUGGAAAGAAGAACUUUGCAAAAUUUUUAAGCAUGUUUGAUCAAAAUUAUUAACUGUGGGGAUGAAAUUUGUAUCUUACUGGUUGGGUACAUAAUUUUGUUAUGCAGAAAAAGUAUGGAAAACUGCAUGAUUAAGAGCUCUCAGCAAAUACUUCUCACGCCAAUACUUGCAACAGAACUUUUAUUGUGUCUGCAUGGCACUGCACUAUGUGGAAGUUGAACUUCAUUCCUGAGGAGCAGUUUAGCUGGCUUUGCAAGGCACUUUUACCAUUAAAAAGCAAAACAGGCCCCCCAGAAGAAGGUGUGGGCUUGUUAAUUCAGGCAGAAUGCUCUAUUGCUGUUCAUAUUCCAGGACCCAGACUUGGGUAUUGCUUCCAAACGAUGACACUUUUCAGGCAGCACUGCAUGCCUCGCAAAAAAACAGGAGCCAGUGCUUUGUGGUGUGGCUCAGGCAUGAAGGGUUAUUUCUUCCUCCUGUUCGUUUAAAGCUCGAUAACUUGAUCUGUUUUCCUCUGUGUAAGUGGCACGUCAGUGCUAAUUAAGUAGAAAGUAUGUACAGAUAAAGAGUUAAAAUCAUUAUAGAUUUUAUUCAACUUCCAUUAUGUUCUUUUGAAGAAAGUUUGCAUUAGUCAGCUCUUUUAAUUGUAUUAAGUAAAAUCUGUAACUACCUGUAACAUCCAUUGUACUGACGAUUGUGAUUUUGUUUGUUAUUAAUUGAUUCAAAACUGAAGCACACCAUUUAAGAGACUAUGACUAAGUUGACAUUCUCUUCUAUAUUGUUAUUUUUUCCUCUGUAAAAUGAAAUUACUUUAUAAAUAAACGUAUUGAAGUACUGAGGUAUGAAUAUAAGGACUGCUGGUCAUCGUGAAAUGUGAUGUCUGUGCUGCUGGUACGGGUUGUUCUUUCACUGUAGAAUGUUUUGCCUUAAGCCAGCUGCAUUUAUAUCUAGUGCCAGGAGAGGAAGUGUUUUUUUGUGUCAGCUGUAAAGGUGGACAAGGAGCCCCAGCAAUACAAUGGAAAAAAAAAUACCAUAGACAAACUGAAGAAAGGAAGUAUGUGAACUUCAAUCAGUGCUUUUAGAAUAUUUAUGUAAUACUGAGUAUUUUGUUUUCUUUUUGGUUUGGUCCAUGUAACUUGUUAUUGAAAGAACUGGACAUGUUCAGUAACAGUUUCACAUGCACCCUUCCAUUUCUAUAAAGUGUUCACUGAAGAUGUAGAGGCUUCGUGGGAAGAAGUACUGAUGUUCUAGAGCCCAGCUAAAACCUGUGGCCAGAUCUGAGUUCUUAACUUUUCAUGGCUGUAUUAA
Molecule: messenger RNA, 7161 nt
Organism: Ficedula albicollis (Collared flycatcher)
Lineage: Eukaryota; Metazoa; Chordata; Aves; Passeriformes; Muscicapidae
Gene: DCP2
Product: decapping mRNA 2
Exons: 12
Coding region: 1-1245 (414 amino acids)
Biological process (GO): deadenylation-dependent decapping of nuclear-transcribed mRNA; nuclear-transcribed mRNA catabolic process, nonsense-mediated decay
Cellular component (GO): cytoplasm; P-body
Molecular function (GO): 5'-(N(7)-methylguanosine 5'-triphospho)-[mRNA] hydrolase activity; RNA binding; manganese ion binding
Source: RefSeq, a predicted model, not a curated record